Messenger RNA from Candidozyma haemuli, 5184 nucleotides. RefSeq lists its product as uncharacterized. NCBI's taxonomy places the organism in Eukaryota, Fungi, Ascomycota, Pichiomycetes, Serinales, Metschnikowiaceae. Bases 1 to 5184 code for a protein of 1727 amino acids. The transcript has 3 exons. Gene Ontology annotation, cellular component: cytoplasm; nucleus. Gene Ontology annotation, molecular function: nuclear import signal receptor activity; cytoskeletal regulatory protein binding. The record is from RefSeq and is a predicted model, not a curated record. Gene Ontology annotation, biological process: protein import into nucleus.
AUGUCCUUGUCAUCAGAUGAAGUGAAUAAUUUAAAUCGGCUCCUUGAGGGUUUAAUGUCGACUGAUAACGAACCUCGAAGGGCUGCUGAAACUGCGCUCGAAACUAAUUGGAGGAACCCGGACAAUGUGGGCCUUCUACUUCUCUACUUGGCCACGAAUGCCGUCAACGGUACGAGUCAAACUAUUAGAACAUUUUGUGCUAUUCUUUUUCGAAGGAUGUCUAUUAGAUCGCCUAAGAAUCUCGGCAGUGUCACUGAUAGGACAAUUGGGGAGGUUGACGAAUCUGUAAGGAUUCAGAUCCGGAACAUUUUACUCACUGGCUUUGUCUCUGAGCAAACCUCCGCAGUCAGAAGAAAAAUAGCUGAUGCAGUGGCUGAAGUUGCCAGAGAAGAUUCUUCGCCAAGUGGUACAUGGCCUGAUCUCCUCCAGACUUUGUUCGAAUCUGCGAGCAGCCAACUGAACAGCCUUCGAGAAUGUGCUUUUCGUAUAUUUUCUAGCUGUCCAGAAGUUAUAUCAGAAAACUUUAUUGAAAAAGUUUUGCUACUUUUCGAAGCUGGAUUUGAAGACGAUGAUGACGAAGUGAGAAUAUCAGCUUGCACGGCAUUUGUCUCUUUUUUUAGAGAGUCUCCCAGAAAUGUUUGGCUGGUAAUGAAUCCUUUAUUGCCAAAUCUUUUGAAUUCUUUACCUCGAUUUUUGGAGAAUGGUCAUGACGAAGCUCUCGCAAAUGUGCUAGAGAGCCUCGUAGAGCUUGCUGAAAUGGCGCCCAAAAUGUUCAAAGAUAUGUUUCCCACCAUCAUUGAGUUUUGCUCUACAGUCUGCAAGAAUAGUGAGCUAGAAGUGAACUCUAGGUUGGCUGCCUUGGAACUCUUGACAACUUUCGCUGAAGUCUCUCCAGCGAUGUGUAAGCUGACCACGACUUAUUCCUCCACGAUGGUGAUGAUAAAUUUAUCACUCCUAACAGAAAUUAGUAUUGAUGACGAUGAUGCAGCUGAGUGGAACAAUAACGACAAUUUAGAAGAUGAAGAAGAUGAGCCUGAGUAUGAGGCAGCACGACAGUCUCUUGAUAGAAUAUCGUUGAAAGUUCAAUUCGCCUGUUGUAAUGCUUUGGGUCAGGUAUCUACUGAUUUUGCGGGUGUCAUACAGAGGACUUCGGGCGACAGAAUACUUCCUGCUUUGAUAUCUAAAUUAACCACGAGAUCUGUUUUCAAGGUACAGAAGCAUGCCGCUGCUGCAUUAGUGAACUUUUGUGAAGCAGCUUCUAACGAUGUUCUCGAACCUUACUUGGAUGAUCUAUUAAACAACUUAUUGGCGCUUUUGCAAUCGCCUAAGAGAUAUGUGCAAGAGCAGGUGUUGACAACAAUUGCAAUUAUUGCAGACGCCGCGCAAGCCAAAUUCGUCAAAUACCACGAUACUUUACUUCCUUUAUUGAUAGAUUUUCUCAAGAGCGACAUGGGUGUUGAAAACCGCUUGUUAAAGGCUAAGUGUGUCGAAUGUGCGACUUUAAUUGGCACAGCUGUGGGAAACGAAAUUUUUGGUCAAUACAGCCGAAGCUUGAUCGAAAUACUCAUCGAGCUUCAAGAAGGCUGUACGGAAGUGGACGAUCCGUUGAAAUCGUACCUAGAACAGGGCUGGGGUAGAAUAUGUAAACUUAUUGGGAAAGACUUUUUGCAGUAUCUUCCCAUAGUGCUACCACCAUUGCUUCAAACUGCUAAAGCGGCACAAGAUGUAUCACUCUUAGAGGAAGACGAAGCUGAAGAGUUCAAUAACAGCGAAGAAUGGGAUGUCAUUAACCUUUCUGGGAAAUUAAUUGCUGUUCAUACAGCUGCUCUCGAUGACAAAGUGACUGCUAUGGAUUUGCUUCGUGUAUACUCGGCUCAAUUGAAAGGUGAGUUCUUCUCAUGGGUGGGAGAGAUCGCUCAAGAAAUCGCCAUUCCUGCCUUGGACUUCUAUUUACAUGACGGUGUCCGCGCUUCGGCUUCACUUACCUUAGCAUCGUUAUUCAAAUGCACUGUUUAUGCCACUGGUGCUCACUCUCAGGAAACUUGUCAGAUGUGGGUCCAGAUUUGUGCCAAGCUAAGUGAAGCGCUUACGAGUGAGCCAGUACCAGAGCUUCUUAUGGCUUACUACACGGCAUUUAUUGAGUGCAUUGACCUAUUAGAUCCCAGAUUAUUGUCGAGUGAGCAUUUGAAUGCGUUAACAUCUGCCUUGCAAUGUAAUCUAUCGGAAAUCUACGAUAGACUCAAGAAUAGGGAUACUGAAGAUGAUCAAUAUACGGAGGAUGUGGAUGAUGCUGAUGAGGAGAUAACAGAUGAGGAAUUACUUGAUGAGUUAAAUCGUGUUAUCACUUGUCUUUUCAAAAAGUGCCGCGAUUCGUUCGCUCCGCAUUAUGAGAAGCUGUUAUCAUCCCUCGUUUCUGCAUUUAUUGUUGAUGAAAAUCCUAGCAUUAGGCUUUGUGGUUUGAGUAUAGUUUGCGACUUGUUUCACUACGUUGCGGAUUCAUCUGAACAACUCAAUUAUCUUAGCUACAUCAUUUCCGACUGUUUGACAGCGCCUCAAGCGGAAAUAAGACAGGGAGCAGCACACGCCAUUGGACUCGCUGCAGAACAUAAGGGACCGCAGUAUGUGCCGCUAUGCGUUGAAAGUCUCCCGGUACUUUUCCAGGUGGCCACCUUUCCAGAUGCAAAGGCAGACGAGAAUAUCCAUGCCACUGACAACUGUGUGUCUGCAAUUGCAAAAAUAUGCGAGAAUCACGGUGGGUCAGUUCUGGAAUCUAAUAAGGUAGUGUCACAAUGGCUCAAUCUUUUACCAGUUCUUCAUGAUCUGGAAGCUGCGACAUCUUGUUACAAGUUCCUCACCAUUCUUAUUCAAAGUGACCAUCCCGCAGUCAUCGCGCAGCCUCACAGAAUAGUUGAUUGUAUACUUCUCGCCCUUUCGCACAAGUCAAUCCGCGGCAACAUCGCCGAUAAAUCUGUCGAAGCCACCAAGUCAUUACUUAGCGGGAUCUCUCAUGAUGACGCCAUCAAGAUCCUUGCAAACUUCAGCGACCAAGCUGUAAUCGAGGCAUAUUUCAAAUUGGUUAUAACACCCACGGAUUCUCUCAAUAUGAACGAGUCAAACUCUGGGCGAUCGUCCUCGCUAACAUCGUCACAAUCAAAAAGAAACAGUUCCAGUACAAUUGAAAGUAGUGUCACGCGAUUGUUAGUGUCCACGAAGCACUUGCUUGAAAGCUUGACGCAAUGGACGAGGCAGGAGGUAGACGACAAGUUUGUUUCGGAUGCUUAUGUCAAGUUGGGAAACGACUUCAGAGCUGCCGUUAGGGCAUUUUCGAACGCAAAAGUCGACGUGUCCGACAUUGGCGAUGUUCCCAAGGCCCUUAGGAUAGUCUUGGAGUCUGCUUUAAGCGAACCACCUACUCAGGAGAGUUUGGAUCGGUUCCUUCCAAACAUCAGAAGUAUUAUUGUGAAUCUUCUUCAAAAUUUGAAACAAAAACAGCUUAAAAUUAAAGGGUUAGACGAGGAUCUUUCCGCCCGUGUGGGUACGAAAGACAUUGGGCAAGGGCCACUUGAUACGCCAAUGAAGCCUUCGCUGCUGAUGGAUUCCCUGUGUCAAAUGGAAGCCGAUUCGAAUGCAGAUAUUGACCCAGGCAACUCUAUAACGAAAUCGAACCUUCGUGAUGGGAAGCAUGAAUCAAGUCUGGUGGAUGGCGUCAAAAAGGAUGCCCUCAGACAAUUGCAAGAAAGCAGAGCCAUUCUGCGUCGGGCAUCUAAGAGAUUUAGUGCCUACCAGUUCGCAAAAUUAGCUAAUGCUAAUAAGCCAGGUCUUCUUCCCUUGACUGAUGACCAAACCACCAAGAUCGCUGAUAAAUCUUAUAAUGUCGUUGAAAAGCACAACUCGGAAAAACAAAUGUCUGGAAGGAUUACGGUGUUUCUUCUGGUUGGAGAGAAGACAAAAAAAGUUUUACUAGAGAAGCCGAUCACCAUGGCUUCUCUUCGUUUAUGCUUCGUUGAAAAGUUUGCUUACUCCCCGGGAAGUACUAUCUUCCCUGAUAUUUAUAUUGAGGAUAAAAGGCAUCUAACAUCAUACGAACUUGAGGAGCAUUUACUCGAAUCUGAUGUCACUGAAGGUGUAUCGUUGUCUUUGCGCGAGAGCAAAGUCGCUCCACCCGCUAUCUCGGAAAGCAAAUUAGAUCGAAUCAGCGAAGAUAUCGCAGUAUUUUUCACAUCAAUGAAAGAUGAUCUCAGCAGUAUGAGCUCUGAAAUUAAAAAUUUAUUACCUAUAGCUAAGCCUAUGUCAAAUCAGACUUAUUCGAAGAAUAAUCCGACAGUCACCAAGGACUUGGAUUUGAUUUGUCGUGAUAUCAAGGCUGUCAAGCAGGUUCAGAAUGUGGGUCGUGAGGAGAUCAUAAGGUUGGUCGAAUCAUCAAGGCUGUUGACAGCGAAGCUUAAAGAGUCGUCUUUGACGCAGCCGCUUUCAUCUAACCGGCAUUAUAUGGAGAAUUCCUAUGCCAAGUUAUCAGGUGAUUCUGAUUUCUUAUUGACCAAGGUUGACGAUUUGCUGGAUAUGAUGGAAGCGCUUAGAAAAGAUGUUGCUCAAAGAGGCGUACGUAUAGGGGAGAAACAGCUUAAGAACGCCUCAAACGAAAUUGAGUAUGCGAAAGGCGCAUUGAGCUGCCUCAGAACUUAUAUUGGAUCUGAGAAGCCUAUGUGGAAGAGGAUAUGGGAAAAGGAGUUGGACAAAGUCUGCGAAGAGCAACAGUUUCUUACGUUGCAAGAUGAUCUUACGCUGGAUUUGGUUGAAGAUAUAAAAAAGAUAGAGGAAACGUUUGAUUUGAUUAAGCGCUGUUCCUCCCAACAAAGCCGGAUGAUGCUGAGUAAGCGCACAGACAUAGUAACUCGGAUGAAUCUCCUCGACACUGGAGAAAGCUUACACGGUCUUAAGGAUGCAAUGCUAUCCGAGGUGGCCUCGUUGAUUCCCAAUCAUUCAACUCGGCUCGAAGCAAUAGCAAGAGCUGAGAGGAUCCGAAACAAGGAGCGCGAGUUGAUGGGGGGUGACCAGUUCCAGGAAGAAUUAGGCUCCUUUGUAUCGGAGAGUCGGUUGAGGAAGUCUGGCGGUAUUGAUGAGUUGGAAAAAAGCCGAAGAGAAAAGGAUAGCGAAAACCUUAGGCUGUUUUUUGGUGUCAUUUGA